UGUCAUGCAAUGUAGCUCGAAUCGUCAUAAGACAACGAUAUGUCAAGUGAAAAGAUUCGUUUUUAGAAGUGUUCAUUAUUAACUAGUCAAUAAUCUCGUUGUUCCAAAUUAUUUAAUGUGAACGUGUCGUUUUCGUGAAACAUGGGUCUUUGUAAGUGUCCGAAAAGAAGAGUUACAAAUCUAUUUUGUUUUGAACACCGUGUCAAUGUUUGCGAACAUUGUAUGGUUACAAAUCAUCCGAAGUGUAUCGUGCAGUCGUAUAUUUCAUGGCUUCACGAUAAUGACUACAAUCCAGUUUGCACAUUGUGCUCUACAAACUUAAGCGAAGGGGACUGCGUUCGAUUAACAUGUUAUCAUAUGUUUCACUGGGCAUGUUUGGACAAAUAUGCCAGAGAAUUGCCACCGACGACAGCACCAGCAGGAUAUACGUGUCCAGCUUGUAAGGAACGAAUUUUUCCAGAUAUAAAACUGGUGUCUCCUGUAGCGGAUGUAUUGAGGGAAAAAUUGGCAGGAGUCAACUGGGCACGUGCAGGACUUGGUUUACCCUUGUUGAGCGAAGAUAGGGAACAAAAACCUGAACAAGAACGUCUAUCGUUAAGAGUGGAAUCCACGUCAUACCAAAACCACACGGUAACAACUUCAUCGGCUCCUACGGUAGCUACAUCGCGUUCUGCUAGCACCGUAAAUUCGGUCCAUGCUAAUAUAAACAAUGUGCAUUUAAAUAAUCAAAAAGUUGGGCCACCUUAUUCCAUUGUAAAUAUCGAUUCAUCGUCGGGUCUAUCCACGCCAAUGUCGAGGAAAGUUUGCGAAGCAUAUGACGAUCCGAAAGAAAUGUCAUUCGAUCACGAUGAAAAUAAGUAUAAGCGAAAGUCUGCCAUCGAAUGGCUCUUAAGGUGGUGGAAGCUGAUAGCAAGUCCACCAACGCGACGCAGGAAUACACCUGGACCUCUGUACAAAAGAUACGCGGUGUUAGGAUUUAUUGGUAUAUUAGCUUUUAUCGGAAUUUUAAUUUUAUUCUCGUGGCUUGGACGUAUGGCUACAGACGGAGAUCCAAGUUACGACCUUUUCGCCAAUCCUAAUGUCUUAGUCGAAGAUAAACCUGCCGGUAUUUAAUAUACUAUAACGUUUAAAAGAUAAUUCGCACGAGGAAGCAUAACGCGAAUGGAACGUGUACGAUGCUUGUAAAAUAGCAAAAUAAUUAUCAAUCGAAGUCAGAGACGAAUAUGUAUCGACCGAAGUACGAAUUCACUCCGAAAAAAUAAUUAACUUAAGAUACAGUGUAUUGUUAGCUAUAAUAUUUGUUUAUUUUUAUGUAAACUAUGCUUUAUAACUGCGUUGUAUAUUUUGCUCUGUAAAAAUUUACAAACUUUUCAAAACAAUUGCGUAAUGAUUACAUAUAUAAAUCGUUAGUUUUUUUAUA
Hylaeus volcanicus is the source of this 1420-nucleotide messenger RNA. RefSeq names its product zinc finger protein-like 1. The transcript has 3 exons. NCBI's taxonomy places the organism in Eukaryota, Metazoa, Arthropoda, Insecta, Hymenoptera, Colletidae. Gene Ontology annotation, cellular component: Golgi apparatus. The record is from RefSeq and is a predicted model, not a curated record. Bases 142 to 1113 code for a protein of 323 amino acids.